Zea mays is the source of this 1631-nucleotide messenger RNA. RefSeq lists its product as uncharacterized. The record is from RefSeq and is a predicted model, not a curated record. The coding region runs from base 466 to 1416 and encodes 316 amino acids. Gene Ontology annotation, cellular component: TORC1 complex; TORC2 complex. Gene Ontology annotation, molecular function: protein binding. Gene Ontology annotation, biological process: TOR signaling; regulation of actin cytoskeleton organization. NCBI's taxonomy places the organism in Eukaryota, Viridiplantae, Streptophyta, Magnoliopsida, Poales, Poaceae. The transcript is spliced from 11 exons.
CUCUCAAACCAAACUGGACGCAAUUCAGCACAAACCCAACUUCCACCAGACCCCUAACCUUUUCGCAGCUCCAGGCUCCAGCGCACAGCCGCCGCCGUUUCUUCAUCUUCUUCGCAGAGCCGGCGCUCCAUCUUCGGCUCCCUCCCUUACUUGCGCUCGGCACGCAGGCGGCGGCGGCGGCGCUGUGGCUCGGGAUCUCAGUGACGGCAUCAGCGGCUUCCCCUCCCGCCUCUCGCCAGUCGCCUCCGGUCCUCCGCACACCGGCCGGUGAUCUCUCUCCUCCCGCCUCCGGUGGAUCGUCAACGACGCCCGGCCCCGGCGGCUGCGCCGCGCGCGUCCUGAGGGCAGCUGCAGGCGCUGCUCCACCAAGGCGGUCGCGCCGCUUUGGGAGCGGUUUAUGCCCCCAAAGUGAAGCGUGCUCUUAGUGCCGCUCUUUGGAACCCUGGUAAUGGCUACUGCUGUUAAAUGGCUCAACCUUCAGUCAUUCUAGCAACUGCAAGUUAUGAUCACACAAUCAGAUUUUGGGAAGCCAAGAGCGGUCGCUGUUACCGCACUAUUCAGUAUCCAGACUCUCAAGUUAAUCGCCUUGAGAUAACCCCUGACAAGCGGUUCUUAGCUGCUGCUGGCAAUCCUCAUAUCCGCCUUUUUGACGUCAACUCAAAUAGCCCUCAGCCGGUAAUUAGCUAUGAUUCACAUACUAGCAAUGUGAUGGCUGUGGGAUUUCAUUGUGAUGGUAACUGGAUGUACUCAGGCUCUGAAGAUGGUACUGUUAGAAUUUGGGAUUUACGGACUGGCACUUGCCAACGAGAAUAUGAAAGUCGUGCUGCAGUUAACACUGUAGUUCUGCACCCAAAUCAGAAAGAGCUAAUAUCUGGUGAUCAGAAUGGAAACAUACGUGUAUGGGAUUUGGCUGCUAACUCAUGCAGCUGUGAGUUGGUGCCAGAAGUUGAUACUGCUGUAAGAUCUCUGACAGUCAUGUGGGAUGGGAGUAUGGUGGUUGCUGCAAAUAACCGUGGGACAUGUUACGUUUGGCGCCUGCUUAAGGGUACUCAGACAAUUACCUGCUUCGAACCUCUGCACAAACUGCAAGCCCAUGAUGGCUACAUUCUGAAGUGCCUGCUUUCACCCGAAUUUUGCGAUCCAAACAGGUAUCUUGCCACAGCAUCAUCUGACCGCACUGUAAAGAUUUGGAAUGUCGAUGGCUUCAAGUUGGAAAGAACUUUAGUCGGCCAUCAGCGUUGGGUUUGGGACUGUGUCUUCUCCGUCGAUGGUGCUUAUCUGAUAACAGCAUCUUCUGACACUACAGCGAGGCUAUGGACGAUGUCGACUGGAGAGGCCAUCAGGGUGUACCAGGGUCAUCACAAGGCCACCGUGUGCUGUGCUCUCCAUGAUGGAGCAGAAUCAGCGCCCUCAUAAGCAUGUUGUGACUGCUUUUCUGUACAUACGUUAGAUUGCAGAACUCUUUCACUCUUGUAAACUUGAGACCUAGCAAGUUGUUAACGCAAGCCUCUGGGGUUGCGUACAAAUAAUUUGCGUGCUGUUGGUGGAUGUUUAAACCUGCUAUGUUUUAUGGUGUGAAUGCUAUAAAAAGACAACAUGUUCGUUCAAUAGUUAAAGGGUGGUUUGAGCAA